UUCUUUACAAUAAUAGCUUUUACAUAUGGCUUCUCAACCUCCCUUUAAGACAAAUUUCUGCUCGAUUUUCGGAAGCUCCUUUCCAAAACAAAGUAGUGAUAGCAACACAUACACAUCAACUAUCCAAACCGGAGGCUUAAAGCUUCCGGUGAUCGAUCUCAGCCAUCUAACUAGUGGCGAGGAGAUCAAAAGCAAAAGAUGUGUGAAACAAAUGGUUGCAGCUGCGAAUGAGUGGGGAUUUUUUCAAAUUGUGAACCAUGGAAUUCCCAAAGACGUCUUUGUGAUGAUGUUUCUCGAAGAGAAGAAACUCUUUGACCUACCCUUUUCUGCGAAAGUCCGAGAACGAUUCUCGGACUUAUCGAAGAUUAGUUACCGGUGGGGAAACCCUAACGCCACUUCUCCCGCUCAGUACUCCCUUUCGGAAGCGUUUCACAUCACUCUUUCAGAGAUUUCAAAGUUUUCUGAUGAUCGAAACAACUUGAGAACAACCGUUGAAACGUAUGUGCAAGAGAUAGCUCGAGUGGCACAAAUGAUAUGUCAAGUACUGGGGAAACAAGUGAACGUGAACUCGGAGUAUUUCGAAAACAUUUGUGAGCUUAAAAACAGUUUUCUAAGGCUCAAUAAGUACCAUCCUCGUGUUUUUGGUUCUGAAGUGUUUGGUUUGGUUCCUCAUACCGAUACAAGUUUUCUCACUAUACUCUCUCAAGAUCAAAUCGGAGGAUUAGAACUGAAAAAGAAUGGAGAAUGGAUCAGCGUAAAACCUUCCUCGGAAGCCCUUACAGUCAAUAUUGGGGAUAUGUUUCAGGCAUUGAGUAAUGGAGUGUACCAGAGCGUAAGACAUAGAGUGAUUUCUCCGGCAAAUAUCGAGAGAAUGUCGAUAGCUUUCUUCGUAUGUCCUUAUCUCGAAACUGAGAUCGAAUGCUUCGGGUAUCCAAAGAAGUAUAGAAGAUUUAGUUUCAGAGAGUACAAAGAGCAGAGUGAGCGUGAUGUUAAAGAAACUGGUGAUAAGCUUGAUCUGUAUUGUAUGCCUACUCUCAAGAUAUCAUUUCUCUUGUCAGGAACUCUCUCAUACAAGAGAGAAAAUCCAAAGCUGAACAAAACCGAAGCACUGGUGAAAGACAUAUGCCGUGACAUUAAAAGGUUAGAUUUUGCAAAAAAAGAACAUAACAACGGCUGUCACUGCCCUUCACCGCCUUACAAUGAUCGGUAAGUAAUCAUAUGUAACAUGAUGUUGCUGGUUUAGUAUUUCAGAUUACUCUUCCCAUUUUUUGAUGAUAUUCAUAAGAUUUGACUCUACAAUAUAUAUUUCAGGCUGUAAACGAAUUAUGUAAUCAUUUUAAAGCAUACAUAGAUGUUCUAAAAUCACAGAGCUCAGAGAAAAACUUAAGAAUAUAGAGCAAGUUUUAAA
Molecule: messenger RNA, 1408 nt
Organism: Arabidopsis arenosa
Lineage: Eukaryota; Viridiplantae; Streptophyta; Magnoliopsida; Brassicales; Brassicaceae
Source: the annotation of a GenBank genome assembly